This is a messenger RNA of Thermothelomyces thermophilus ATCC 42464, 2327 nucleotides long. RefSeq lists its product as uncharacterized. Bases 889 to 1974 code for a protein of 361 amino acids. Lineage: Eukaryota; Fungi; Ascomycota; Sordariomycetes; Sordariales; Chaetomiaceae. The transcript has 3 exons. The record is from RefSeq and is a predicted model, not a curated record.
CGCAACUCGAGGACCACAAACGGGCCAUUCUCUGGCCGUCCAUGCCCACAUUCCGUUACCAUGGCGCCAGGCGAACCGAACCAGGAACGGAAACGCGGCCGGCCUCCCGGAUCCUCCGCCGCGUCGAGGCAUGGGCCCAAGUAUGUCCAUUCACAGAAUCAAAUGAGUCCUGACGCUGUCGCGGAGGCGGAAACCCCCCCCAAGAAACGAGGACGUCCGCACAAAAGGAUCGAUCCAGGGGCUCGAGAUGAAGCUCAACCCGCAACCGAACAAGUCGACCAGACGGCGCUGUCGGCUAUGGCCCCAAAAAGGAGGGGGCGUCCGCCAAAGACUCGUGGCCCUGAACCGGCGGAGGAAGUUUCUCCCGAGGAGCGGCCACGCAAGCGAAGGAGGGAGGUAGAGGAAGAGGAGGAAGAAGGAGAACAAAGGGACGGCGGGAGAGGCAAGUCCCGUAGGUCGGACAAGGUAUCGAACAAUGCACCACGGGAACAUCCCGACGAUCAAGGAACAGAGGAAGCGACACGACGGAAAGGAAGAGGUCGCCGGGCUGACGGGAGCCCUGUACGACCACCCCAGCGAGCAUCUCAGGCCGAGAGCGGACAGGCAGAGAGAGCGAAAGGCAGAUCGGGGCGGAAGCCGGCAAAUCGUGAAGACCGGGGCGAAGACCGGGAAACGGACGAGACCUCUCAGCGCAGAAGUCGAAGGAAGCGCCUGUCUGUCGAAGAUAAGCAAGAGGGGCCUGGCAAAGAGCCAUCCCUAGGAGCUUCAGGUUCAGGCCCAAGCACACAAACACAGGCCCCAGCAAAACGAAGGCGCGGCCGCCCCUCGCUAGCAGAAGUGUCCGUCUCGAGGGUUCAAAACCAGGCUUUUUCUCCUCAACCGGAGAAGAUGCAAGCAAAGAAGAGGGGGCGGGAGCGCCCUCCUCGGGCUUCCAAUCCCGACGCGGCCGAGUCGUCGCGCCAGGUCGCGGAACCAUCGUCCUCGGACAGGCCAGCGAGACCGGCGGCAACCAACAAGCUCCCCAACCGGCGCACCUCCGCCGAAGCCACCGGGCCGGCCGGCGAGCCAUCACGACAACAACAAGAAGAUCCCCUCGACAUGCUCGCCAAACACCGCCGCCUGACGGCCCUCACCCGACACAUCCCGCGCGCGACCAUCGCGUCCAAGUGGACGACCCUCUCGGCCCCGUCCAUCGCGGCCGUCUCCUCCCUCCUGGCCGACAGCGCCCGCCCCGUGCUCCACCGCCUCCGCGACCGCGACCAGCGCCACGCGCAGGCCGCCCUCAUCCUGCGCACCUUCGCCGCCCGCCUGCACUCCAAGCUGGUCAAGGGCAUGCCCUUCCCGCCCCCGACCGUCCCCGCGCCGAGGGGGAGGAGGCCGACGAAGGGGGGUUCUGGAGGAGGAGGAGGAGAAGGAGCGACGGGAGGAAACAGUGGCGGCGGCGGGGGAGGACACGAGGUCGAGCUGGACUUUGAGAAGACGGUCGACGCCAUCGCGGGCCUGGAGCGCGCGCUGGAUCCGCUGCUGCACAGCUUGGUCCUCCUGAGGCGGGAGAAGGAGCGGGAGGAGAGGGCGCUCGAGAGGGACUACGCGGCCCUGCGGCGGCUGGAGGCGAACGCGAGGGCGCAGGCCAGGGGCUGGAAGGAGGGCCGCGGGAGGGGCAGGGAGCACGUCCUGGUCGGGGGGCUCGUCGGGGCGGAGGGGGAUAGGAAUGGGGAAAGCGGUUCGUUGGAGCUUGUUCCGCCUUCGGCCAAGCACGGAGCGGGUGGUGCCGGUGGGGUUUUCAAGGAUCUGCAGGAGGAAGAACUGCUCGCCCUGUCGCAGCAGAUUGGGAGCCACAUGGAGAGCAUGAAGAACAACUUGAGUCAGAUCGAGGGGGUGCUGCCUGCUAUUGCGAGAAGCAGAGCUGCGCUACAGGGAGUGCUGUGUGAGCAUCUGGAUCCGGAACAGUAUGAACAGGUGCUGCUUGGGUAAAUGUCGAUAAAAGAAUACACAGACAGGGCUUGGUUGUGGACUGUGGCGGGCAUUCACAAAGGUUGGCUUGACUUGGCUUGGCUGGCUCGACUUGGCUGGUUUCUGUAUGGAUAUGAUACCCUUGGUUUUGAUCAUGGUAGUUGGGAUGGGAGACUUGAGUUGUACGUAGCAUUCAUUCAUUGUCCGGGAGCAUGGCAUUGAAUGUGUGGAUUGUGUCCGCCCGAGCGUUGCACUCGUAGCGGCGCCAGCAGGUGCAGGUGGGGAGACCGGCCAGCGAUCAACUAGUUCCUAACCUGCCUCAUCUGCUCAUUCUUUUCUCUUCCUCUCUUCCAUCUUUCUUUUCUGCUCUUCUG